AUGUUUGUCUCAAAUGAAGUCGUCAGGUCUGCCCGCUCUCGCCAUGCACGGCGCAUCGUUUUCAUUCAAUCUCAACACCACACUUCCACCUUACCUCGUCGGGCUUCUCUAUCCGAAAUCCCGAGUGGGGAAUUGCGCGGUGAACCCGGACUUUCCCCAGGCAUCAAUGCUGAUGUUUCUGUCAAGCUCUGCCCCGGCGGAUCAUGCCAUUUGGAAAAUGAACUAAACGCAUCGAUUGAGCAAUUCUUGACUCCACAGAAUGAGAACGUCCCAUCGGCUGACUCCGAGCCCAAUUUCCUGUUUCACGAUCGCGCUACUAAGAAGGCUCAAAAGCCCAUGAAGAAGAAAGCCGUCAAGCCCCUUCAUCACAUUGUGAAAACUAUCAAACCUGUCAUUCACAAGCCUUUUAAACUCAUCAAGCCAAUCAUCAAGAAACCUGCUACACCGCUCACACUGGCGAAACCGCCGCCGAUUAAAGCUAUCCCCCUCAAACCAGUGCAGCCCCUGAAUCCUGUUAAGGUAGUGCCAAGCAAACCACAUGUUCCCGUUCUUAAAGCUCCAAUUGCUAUCAAGCCCCCUGCAGCAAUUUCUGCCAAGCCCGCACCAAUUCUUGCUAAUCCAGCGAAGCCCGCUGUUCAAGCUCCGGUACCGGCGACCGUGGUUCCCAUCAAACCAUUGGCGCAAGCCCCCAUCAAGCCUUCUCCCCCAGCCUCUCAGACUCCGCCAGUAGCUGUGCCUCCAGCACAUCCGCCAGCCAAAACAAUUGUGCCCGUUCAUGCCGUUGUACCUGCUGUCAAUCAUCCAGCCCCACUGCUUAAUUCAAUUCACCCCCUUCCCGUUGCAUCAUCUCACAACCAUACGGCUGCUUUACCAAUCGUGUCAGCGCAUGCUGUCAUCCCAAGUCACGGAUCCGAUAAUACCUUAAGCGUACCACAAACCUCGCGGGGGCCUCCAAUUGUCCAUGCUGCAGCCUUAUCGUCCAAUCUGAAAGAGAUCAAAUCUUCACCACCUGAAGCCUCUGGAAUACCUCCUACCCAAGCGCCGCAAGCUCAAACUACCGAUUUACCUCCCGUUGAAGGUGAAGUAUCUCAAACACCAUAUUCGCCUGAGCCCGAGGACUCGAUAUCCAUAGAAGACUCAAGCACCCCACCAGCUUACUCAAUCCCGUCGAAAGAUUCGACAACCCCAUCGGAUGUCACUUCGCAGGAUUCAGCAACCCCAAUCACCGACUCUAUCACCUCUGCAUCGCAGGCAACUCCCCCUUCACAAGAAACUGUGCAGACAGCCAAUGACCCCCUACCCUCCACCGGCGAUAACACUAGCACAGGAAUUCAGCCAUUGUCUGCAAUUAACAUUCAGACUGUGAACAGCAACAUUCCUCAACAACCCUCCCCAUCAAUGAACGUCACUCUGGACUUAGUCCCCAAUGCGACUGCAUUGAACAACAAUACCCUCAAUAACGCCACAGCGCUGACUAACGCUACCUCACUAGCCAAUAACUUACAUGGCCUCAAACUAGGGAACACGCCUGCCAACGUCUUUGCCGCAGGCCCAACAAACCACACAGGUGCAGCCGUUGGCGGUGUUUUUGGAUCUCUGGCGUUGAUUGCUUUGGCGCUUGGUGCAUUUCUUUUUGCUUCUCGUCGCCGCGCAGCCAAGAAAGUCGACCAAGGCUUUGGGACUUUUACGGAAGCGCCUUCCACAGAAUCACCGCCUGAAAUGAUUCAAGUGAAUUCCCAGGCUGGCUUUGAUGUUUCCUCCGAUUCCCCGGAAUCGGCAAUGUCUCCAGUCGACCCGGUCACGCGUUUUUCACUAGGGGGAGUCACCCUCCUCAAACGUCUCGAGGGUUUAACCGCCACUUUCAAUUCCUCCGAUGACCUAGCUUCCCCCAACGAAUCUUCAAGCGAUGAUGAGCCCCACGAGAUGGUUGUCACACCCUCCAGCGACGGCUUUGGUCCACGUCCUUUAUCUACCACCGAACAAAAACAUGUCUCGGACCACAACCCGUUAAGCUUGACGCCGUCAACAAUGCUAGACACGUCAGCACCAGAGGGCGAAGAUUCGCGACGUUCACUUUUGCGAUCUGACAGUGCAGGAACUGUGGACAACUUCAAUCGCGAAAGCGGGGGUACAGCCACCAGCUAUGACGGAGCAGUCAGUAAUGGAUAUCAAGAGACUGUCAAGUUCGAAGACGGUUCUGAGCAGGGGCAUGAGGAGUCUGCCAAAGAUGACAUGGAACAGGCAUGGUGGGGCAGUGAACAGCCUCGAGCUAAUUGA
Molecule: messenger RNA, 2277 nt
Organism: Puccinia graminis f. sp. tritici CRL 75-36-700-3
Lineage: Eukaryota; Fungi; Basidiomycota; Pucciniomycetes; Pucciniales; Pucciniaceae
Exons: 2
Coding region: 1-2277 (758 amino acids)
Source: RefSeq, a predicted model, not a curated record